CUGCAGCAAGGCAAGUUGGAGUACGGCAGUUGUCAUCGGGGACCACAGGUGGACACAGCAACAUCCACAGCGGCACCAGCUCGUCAUCAUGUUGCUCAUCCUUGUAGCAUGCCUGCCCGCCGUCAUUUUGGCGGCACCCCAGCAGCCUGACGGUCCGCCACCCUCGGCGUACAAGUGCCCGGAGCCGAACGGCGUGUUCCCUGACCCCUUCCAGUGCGACCUCUACUACAAGUGCACCAAGGGCGUGGCCGAGGAGAAGCUGUGCCCCGACGGGCUCGUGUUCGACGACGAGAAGACGAGCCACGAGCGCUGCGACAACCCGGCCAACGUAGAGUGCGGCGAGAGGCGCGAGCUCCAGGAGCCCAAAGGCAACAAAGAGUGCCCCCGGGCCAACGGGUACUUCCGGCACUCCGACCCGACCGCCUGCGACAAGUUCGUCAACUGCGUGGAGGGCGUGGCCCACGUGAUGCCCUGCCCGCCGGGCCUCAUCUACGACGACAGCCGCGGCACCUGCAGCUGGCCCCACGAGACCAAACGCGAGUGCGGCGUCGCCAAGAGGGAUGUACUCGAGGACGGAUUCUCCUGCCCUGAAGGGGAAGUCAUGGGACCCACCGGCAGGCCACUGCCCCACCCCACCUUCCCGCACGCCGACGACUGCCAGAAGUUCUACAUCUGCAGAAACGGCGUUGUUCCCCAGCCGGGUUCUUGCCCUUACGGCGAGGUCUACAACGAGGAGACCUUCAAGUGCGACGAGCCCGGCAACGUCCAGGGAUGCGAAAAAUGGUACGAGAACGGCAACGCUAAGCCACCACCACCAGCAACCGAGGUGUAGAUGCACGAGCAAGAGAAGAAUUGAAAAACAGGUGGAAUUAGCAUAAGAUUAGGAUAACGCAUUAGACUGAUAUAGGUCAUAGGCAAAGAUCGUGCAAAGGACGUUGAAAUAAUGUGCUAAAAUGACGCAUACCUAUACCAUAGAUAAGGCAUUCAUUGUAAAAUCAACGACAUUCACCUCAUACAGCAUAUCUAUAGGCGUUUUAAUUGAUGUAUUGGAGUUUCAAGCAUUACUGUGAUGUUAAAAUACUUGUCAUACAGGAAUAAUUUUGCAUUUAGCUGAAGAGAAUUGAAAUGUUUAGUUUGAUGACCACUCCUUAGAUUAGCAUUAUAGCAGAAUUUCGAUCACAUUCAAUAAUUUAUGUACAAAAACGUGUAUAGGGUAAGUUUUUUACUUUAAUAAAUGUUUUAUUACUGUUAAAA
Frankliniella occidentalis (western flower thrips) is the source of this 1254-nucleotide messenger RNA. Its product is annotated as protein obstructor-E-like. The transcript has 5 exons. Bases 89 to 832 code for a protein of 247 amino acids. Gene Ontology annotation, molecular function: chitin binding. Lineage: Eukaryota; Metazoa; Arthropoda; Insecta; Thysanoptera; Thripidae. Gene Ontology annotation, cellular component: extracellular region. The record is from RefSeq and is a predicted model, not a curated record.